AGGAAAAAAAAAAAAAAAAAAAAAAAAGAAGAAGAAGACGAAAUUGGAAAACCCACUGUCAACUCUCAGGAACAAUCAAAUCGAACGAGAAUCAAUCCAAGAGCAAAAUUAUAGUCUGUUCACUUGUGUUUUCUGUGUUUCAAAUUCUCCGAUUUAACUCUGCGAGAGUCUUUCCUCUUCGAUCGGUAUAUCCGACUUCACCGAUUACUCAAUUGUUGGACACAGGGUUUGCUGCCAUGAUGUUUUUGACGGUUGAUGCCAGAUAAAUGGUAAACAGUACUGUGGAAGUUUUACUUGGCUUGUUGGGUCUCUCCGACAUGAGAAAAUUACAUGACUAAUUGAAGCCGAGGCUAUUACUGAUAAGGAGGAAUGGAGAUUUUAUUACUAAAAGUGCUUCUCAACAACAUCUCCAGCUUUUUCCAUUUAUCAUCACUGGAGAACAUAAAUUCUGAACUGGUGCAUAAAUAUUACCAGAAGACUGAAGAUAUACUGAAGCUCCUACAGCCAAUUCUCAGUGGUAUUGUUGACGCUGAAAUAGCUUCUGAUGAACUGCUUCAAAAGGUAUUUUCAGGACUGGGCCAUUCAGUUGAUGAGCUGAGGGAGCUGUUUCAGACCUGGCAGCUGUUGAGCAGUAAAGUUUAUUUUGUUCUGCAAGCUGAAUCAUUAAUUGCAAAAGUUCGAGCUUUCAGCCUGAAGAUUGUUGAGCUACUUGUAUCUUCUGAUUGGUGUCUUCCUGCUGAAUCAAGUUUGACAUCUCUUGAGAACUGUGUACUGAAAAUCAAGUCUAUGGAUUAUGAAUUAUUAUCAGCAACCAUCACAAAAGCCAUAAAAAAUCACGUGGAAGGUUCUGGAGCUAGCUCAGAUAGCCUUACAAAAAUUGCAGACUGCCUGAGCUUAAAGUCAAACCAGGAGCUCCUUAUUGAGCUAGUGGCCCUUGAAAAAUUGAAGGAGAAUGCUGAACAAGCUGAAAAGAAUGAGGAGGUUGAAUAUAUUGAACAAAUUAUUGCUCUUGUUACUCAUAUGCAUGACUGCCUCAUUAUGAUGAAACAGUCCGAGAGUUGUACCUCCGUGCAGAUACCUGCUGAUUUCUGUUGUCCUCUCUCACUUGAGCUCAUGACAGACCCUGUAAUUGUUGCAUCUGGACAAACAUAUGAACGGAACUUUAUUCGAAGAUGGAUUGAUCUUGGCCUCACUGUUUGCCCUAAGACAAGACAAACUCUGACCCACACAAAUCUGAUUCCUAAUUACACUGUUAAGGCGUUGAUUGCAAAUUGGUGCGAAAUGAACAAUAUAAAGCUGCCGGAUCCAAUAAAGUCUUUGAACGUGAACCAACCUUCAUCACAUGUAGCUCAUGUGGAUUCCGGUGCACCCAGGGAUAUCCAUAUCUUCUCUCAUUCAAGAGCCAAUAACUCCACAUCACCUGACUCAGCUCACGGUUUAGACUCCCCUAGGAAAAGUUCAAUCUCAUCUAGUGCAAUUCAAAGAGAGGAGUCAUCUCCGUCUCAUCCCCGUUCAUCAUCGGAGGAAUCUCUGCCUGAAAUUGCAGGUGAUGAUCUGGGGUUGGAUGUUGAGAGGAUGUCUCUUGAGGGUUCUGAAGACAGAUUGGCAAACUCAGGGGAUAGGAGCAUGAACUCUGUCAGUCAUUUCUCUAUGCCACUAUCCAUGAAUAGCGUGUCAUCUGCUGAUGAAAACUCCCAUCAGGGCCAUAAUCGAACUACCUCUGCACCAAGUACGCUCUCUAAUUCAAACUUUUCACGUGCAAAUGCUCAUGAUGGAAAUGAAGUGUCUUCACCCACAACAGCUUCUACUGAAGCUUCCAUGGAGGUUGCAUCAGAAUCCCGGCAUGCUGCAACCUUGGCUGCUUCAAGGAGAGAGUCCGAGUUUCCAUCCCCAGUUGGGACAAGACUUCGUCCUCCAGCGAUCUGGCGCAGACCAUCUGAGAGAUUAGUUUCAAGAAUAGUUUCUUCCCCUACUGUUGAAACAAGGGCUGAUCUUGCAGAAGUUAAGGAGCAAGUUAGAAAACUGGUUGAGGACUUGAAGAGCACUUCCGUUGAUCAACAGAGAAUUGCAACAGCUGAACUCCGGUUACUUGCCAAACAUAAUAUGGACAACCGGAUUGUGAUUUCAAAUUGUGGUGCUAUCAGCUUGUUGGUUAACCUACUGCAUUCAGAAGACAUGGAAGUACAGGAAAAUGCUGUCACAGCACUUCUAAACCUGUCAAUUAAUGAUAACAACAAGUCUGCAAUUGCAAAUGCUGGUGCAAUUGAACCUCUGAUUUAUGUACUUGAGACCGGGAGCCCUGAGGCCAAGGAAAACUCUGCUGCCACUCUUUUUAGCCUCUCUGUUAUCGAGGAUAACAAGAUUAAGAUUGGCAGGUCUGGGGCAGUACAGUCUCUUGUUGAUUUACUGGGAAAUGGAACUCCUAGAGGCAAGAAAGAUGCAGCAACCGCUUUGUUUAACCUGUCAAUACUUCAUGAAAACAAGGGCCGCAUUGUGCAGGCAGGUGCAGUCAGGCAUCUUGUAGAGUUGAUGGACCCUGCUGCUGGAAUGGUUGACAAAGCAGUUGCUGUUUUGUCAAAUCUUGCUACCAUUCAAGAGGGAAGAAUGUCAAUUGGUCAGGAAGGAGGUAUUCCUAUUCUAGUUGAGGUUGUGGAGUUGGGAUCUGCAAGAGGUAAGGAGAAUGCAGCAGCUGCUCUCCUGCAAUUGUGCACAAACAGUAGUAGGUACUGCAAUAUGGUUCUCCAGCAUGGAGCUGUCCCUCCAUUAGUAGCAUUAUCCCAGUCUGGCACACCCAGAGCGAGAGAAAAGGCUCAGGCACUUCUCAGCUACUUCAGAAACCAACGUCAUGGUAAUGCAGGCAGGGGCUGAUAUUGUAGUUUGAGCUCUAAAGCACAUACUGAUGUUUAGGUAAGAGAUUGUAUGGUGUGUGUAAAUCUCAAGUUAGGAAUAAUUUAAACAGAGGUCGUAUUUCAUUACCUAAGCAGAUACAUGGGAUCAGGAAAAAAAAAAUGAGCUAUAGUCUUACAGAGAGAGACUUUAUUGAGUCCAUCUAAAAAACCUUUAUUGGUGAAUGUGGAGGGAAUUUUUAUAGCAGUAAGAUUAAACUUUGUUUAGUUUCAGUACAGAAAGUUGUAUGUAUUUUUCUCUGUUUUAUUUAUCAAAUCUUAUGCUUUUGUGGCAAUAACUGAACAUCUAAGAUAUCUGUCUGUGCACCACAGAAAUUUGUUUAUGCUAUGCAGUUUGCCUCAUUGCCAUUGUUCAA
Molecule: messenger RNA, 3262 nt
Organism: Ipomoea nil (Japanese morning glory)
Lineage: Eukaryota; Viridiplantae; Streptophyta; Magnoliopsida; Solanales; Convolvulaceae
Product: U-box domain-containing protein 4-like
Exons: 6
Coding region: 370-2868 (832 amino acids)
Biological process (GO): protein ubiquitination
Cellular component (GO): cytoplasm; nucleus
Molecular function (GO): protein binding; ubiquitin-protein transferase activity
Source: RefSeq, a predicted model, not a curated record